Molecule: messenger RNA, 1215 nt
Organism: Dibothriocephalus latus
Lineage: Eukaryota; Metazoa; Platyhelminthes; Cestoda; Diphyllobothriidea; Diphyllobothriidae
Source: the annotation of a GenBank genome assembly
AUGGAGCCUUCGAGGGGAAGGAGACACCAUGGUAAAUUUCGCAUGCUCAGUAUGCCUCCUAGGACAGCGGGGCUUCCAAUCUACGUGGACAUUAGCCUACACAUACACAGCAUUCCAGAAGUGAACGUUCGCACCAUGGAAUUCAGCGUUGUCCUAAUCCUGCGUCAGCGUUGGCACGAUGCCCGGGUGCAGCGCAAUGCAACAGCCGCCCUUGACCUCGACCAGGUACCCCAAAGCCGGCUCUGCAAGCUAAUCUGGAUCCCUGACCUCUACUUCCUGAACGCACGUGACGGUACUCUGCAUCAGGUCACUCAGCCCAAUGAAAUGAUCUGGAUUCACGCCGACGGCGUCAUUAUCUACAGCCAGAAGCUGACCCUGCGCCUGUUUUGUCGCAUGACCUUUUGGAACUUUCCCAUGGACACGCAGACCUGCUCCAUCCUUCUCGGCAGCUAUGGGUACGCCAAGAAGGAGGUGGAGGUGCGUUGGUGGACCACGAAGCAUCAUUAUGCCACGGAGCACCACGUGGAACCCCUGCUGGAGCAUCUGGCGGUGGAGACAAACGAGGAGCUGGGACUGAAUGUCUUCAAGAAUCCGGUCUAUGCUUUCCCAGUCUGUAACAGCAGUACUUUCGUGACUGGGGCGUUCUCCUGCCUGGAACUGGAACUGCGACUGGUUCGAAAGUACGGCUUCUACAUCAUCUAUGCCUACUUGCCCUCAAGCUUAGUGGUCCUCAUCGCGUGGAUGGCCUUCCUCAUCGAUCCCCGAGCUGUUCCGGCUCGCGUCUCGCUCGGCCUUCUUUCCAUCAUAGCUCUCAUUACACACAACGCCUCCCUGCUGGUUCAUCUGCCUAACGUGUCCUACAUCAAGGCCAUUGAUCUCUGGUUCUUCGUUUGUCUUGCUUUCGUCUCGAGCACCCUGGUAGAAUCGACUUUAGCCAAUUGGAUGAACACACACGCGGCCCGAAAGAAGAGAGCUCAGCCAGGGAAGGGAUUUUUGACGGGACUGUUUGACGGCAAAAAGCAAAAUCGUGUCAGCCCUGAGGUGGCAACUACCAAGACGGCUCCCCAACAGGUAGAAAUGCCCGUCCAGUCGGGGGAACUUGAAGAGGAUGAUGGCAAGGUUCGAUUCAUGGACAAAUUCUGUUUGGGUGCUUAUCCUAUCUGUUUUAUUGUGUUUAACAUAAUCUACUGGCCGUUUUACUCUGGUGAAUCCUAA